Molecule: messenger RNA, 6467 nt
Organism: Vollenhovia emeryi
Lineage: Eukaryota; Metazoa; Arthropoda; Insecta; Hymenoptera; Formicidae
Product: monocarboxylate transporter 3
Exons: 11
Coding region: 472-2901 (809 amino acids)
Biological process (GO): transmembrane transport; monocarboxylic acid transport
Molecular function (GO): monocarboxylic acid transmembrane transporter activity
Source: RefSeq, a predicted model, not a curated record
CGGGUACCGGCGCGGCGCGCGCUGCGCGCGAUGGCAGUGCGCUAAGUGAGCGAGUGCCGACGACGACGUGAGGAGCGCGCCAGUAACAGUGCGGGCCGGAGUCGACAUGGCAGCGGAUUACGACGAGUGAGACUCGCCACGACGGGCCUGGCAGGAGCGCGUGAGAAAGAGCAGCGCGGCGACCGACCCGAGGGAGAGUCGCGGCGGGAAGGAAGAGCGUCGGCGGGCGCGAUACGAGCCACGACGAGUGCUAACGACGCGAGAUAAAGUCGCUGCCGAGGAGAGCGGGCGUCGCGAAUCGCGUCGCCUCGCCUCGCCUCGCGCGUUGCGUCGCCGCGAAUCGCGUCGAGCGCGCUCGAAAAUAGAACGCGGUUCGCGAGCGGGCGAAAGAGAGGAGGGCGAGCAGGACGGAGAAAGAGAGAGAGAGAGAGAGAGAGACGAGAGUGACUGACGGUUUAAGGCGGUUGUAGAAUGUCGCGAGUGUCGCUCAACAAGUCGCAGUACGGCUCGCGUCGCGUCCGCAAAAUCAGCUCGACGGAGAGCGAAUACUCAGUGGAAGAACAAUCGAGAUUAACGGGGACCGAUGGACCGGGUGGCGAUGAAGCCUCGCCGGACGAUGAGGGAGGUUCGCUUUGCGAGUACCACGACAUACCGCCGCCCCCGGACGGUGGAUAUGGUUGGGUGGUGGUAUUUGCAUCGUUCAUGUGUAACAUGAUAGUGGACGGCAUUGCCUACACGUUCGGCGUCUUUCUGGGUGAAUUCGUUAAGUACUUUGGCGAAGGAAAGGGCAAGACCGCCUGGGUUGGCUCGCUGCUGUCUGGAAUGUACCUCAGCGCUGGCCCCGUUGUCAGUGCUUUAACGAAUAAAUAUGGCUGUAGAGCAGUAUGUAUGGCAGGAAGUUUCUUAGGCGCCGCCGCAUUUGUACUUUCGACGUUUUCGAGCAGUGUAAAUAUGCUUAUGAUGACUUACGGUAUUAUGGGAGGGAUUGGAUUCGGUUUGAUAUAUCUACCCGCAGUAGUUUGUGUGGGCUAUUACUUUGAAACCAAGAGAUCCCUAGCUACCGGCAUCGCUGUAUGCGGCUCGGGAUUCGGUACGUUCGCGUUCGCGCCUCUGGCGACUAUGUUGCUGGAGGCGUACAGCUGGAAGGGAGCAAACCUAAUCCUGGCUGGCCUCAUCUUAAAUUGCGCAGUAUUCGGUGCCAUGAUGAGACCUCUGGAAUAUCCGAAGGCUUCCUCUGUUAAGCCGUUGUUACAAAGAAUGGCCGAGGAGAAGAGAUUUCAAAUGGAACGCGGUAGUAUCGGUGGCUCCUAUUUUAUGGUACAGUUACCGGACGGAUCCAUGGAAAAGAGGAUGAAAAUGCCCAUUAAUAUUGAUCCCGGUGUUCAUUCCAGCUUCAAUUUAGACCAAUUAGUGCCUGGAACUCCUUUAACACCAGUUCCGACGGUGCCAACCCUUCCCACCAUAUCUGAAGUGAAGGUACAGGAGCACUCUUCUAGUGGACAUACUAGCGACAGCGGUAGUAUGGAUCUGAAGAACAUUUCCACCAAGUCCAAGAGCAAGAAAAAUAUUGACGAAACCAAAGACACGAAGGACGCGGAGAAACCCGAGAACGAGUUUAAUAAGACGAUAAUCCCCAGGAACGCGUCGCAGCCGGCUUUCACAACCCACGUUCAAGGUUUGCCUAAAAACGGCUCCGUGCCAUUCUUUGACAGAAUCCGCAAAACGAGUACCAGCGAACGCUACAAGCCUAGCCUUAGUGCAAUAAAGAAUUCUAGGACAACGCUUAAUUCUAACGGAGACAUCAGAAAGAGCUUGCAUCUAAGACUUUCCGCGAGCAGCAUGUUGGGAUCGCGAAAUAACAAUGCUGAGGUUGAUGAUGGUGAGAGUAUUACCUUUACUACCAGUAAAGCUAGUAUCCCAAAGGAGAAACCAAUGAUGGUCCGUCCCUUAUCGAGAAAGGAUAUUUUCUACAGCGGUAGUGUAGUCAAUUUACCAGAAUACCAAAGCCAGAAAUCGCUCGCCAAUUAUCGCCAGAGUGUUGUAUCUAUUCCCAAAUCUGUACGUGGUGACUUGAAGGAUAUUGAUAUUGAAAAAGCGCAACAACAACCCUUGUGCCCCUGCUUGGUAUUACCCGAUUCGUUUAAGGAAGCUUUAGCAACGAUGAUGGAUAUGUCUUUAUUGAAAAAUCCUGUUUUUCUCCUAAUUGGUAUUAGCAAUGUCUUUGGUAUGGCUGGACUAUACGUUCCUUUUGUAUAUCUGGUGGAUGCCGCGGUCUUAGAUGGAAUUGAACGUAAUUCUGCAUCAUUCUUAUUAUCUAUUAUUGGAAUAACGAACACCAUAGGUCGUGUGGCUUGUGGAUAUGUCGCUGAUUUUCCGCAAGUCGAUUCCUUACUGCUAAACAAUAUUUGCUUAAUUAUAUCUACAGUUGCAGUAGCCGCUACGCCAUUUUGCCAUAGUUAUGCCGCUUAUAUCAUCAUGAGUAUAUUUUUUGGGAUAGCAAUAUCUGGAUAUAUCUCAUUAACAUCAAUCAUCUUGGUGGAUCUCUUGGGAUUAGAUAAGCUAACGAACGCUUUCGGCCUUUUAAUUUUAUUCCGAGGGGCUGCCGCUAUAGUUGGCUCACCCUUAGCGGGCGCUGUUUACGAUGCGACGCAAAGUUAUAGUAUCCCGUUCUUCAUGGCAGGGUUCUUCUUCCUUGUAAGCACUGUUACUAGUUUCAUGGCCCCUGCUAUGAAACGGUGUACCACACCGCAGACUCAACCUGUGAUAUUAGAUACAUUGACUCCAAUCGACGAAGAUAUUGAGGAAGAGAACGAGGAGGAUAUACCGGAGAUAGUAGAAACCGCGCCGUCACCCUUAGAGCCACCCGAGAAGGAGAUCAAGCAAAUAGAGUCUGUUUUAUAAGUACUUCUGAUCUUUUUUAAAUGGAUUAUGAAAAUCGCCUUCACUCCGAGCCACACUGUGAUAGGGCUGCUACUUUUGAAGUCUUGAAAAAAAAGGUACUUCUUUGUUACACACUUAAUCGAUAAAGCACAAAUUAGUGGCAUACCUGAUGGAAUUUUUAUCGUACUUAUUAUAAUUAGAUUGUACCAUAUGUUUUGUCAUAUUUUCUUUUAUUUUUUUUAUCGGAGCGGAUAAACGAUAUACGCGCGAAAAUGCCAUCAGGUAGAGAUACUUAUUGUUAGUUGCCUAUAUGUAAUAGCGAAUAUAAUAGAUAGAAUGUUUUAUUAACCUAAUGUUUUAUUAACCUAAUCAGUAUCGAUCAAGCAGUAUAUAUAUACAUAGAAAAAGAAAAAAUGUUAAGCUAAAAAAAUGCUCUUGCACGUGCAUAUCGAAUAAUCUUGUAUAAAUUAUUAAUCUGCAUCUGUAGGAAUACAAUACUGUAAUUCGGCAAUUGUAUGGUAUGUAAGCGUACAAGGAUCGGUCAAGUUAUCGCUGAUUGGACGCUCGUUUUAAUCAUGACGCUUAACGAUGUAUAGAUGAAUAUUAACAAGUUACCUAUACACUCUAUUUUAUUAAAUCUAACACAUUUCGCGAAAAUACGUGUACGAAACAACGACGAUGUUCUUUCUCCGAUCAACGAUACGAUUGACCAUCCUUGGAGAAGGAAUUUCACCAAUGGCUUUAUCAUGUUAGUUAAAUCUAUUUUUGGCCGCAUCCAAAGAUACAACUUGAAUUAUAUUCAUAAUUCAAAGAGAUAUUUUCUUGAAUACUUGCGACAAAUGUAUAUAUGUAUACACACGCACGCACACGCACGCACACACACACACACACACACACACACAAACACAAACACACACAAACACACACAUCCAUACAUACAGAGCGAAAGAAGGGAUGUGAGUUAUUAAUUUACAAGCAACAAAUAUAUCGCUGUUGCGUAGAAUGAACUGUAAAUAAAUUAUAGAGAGCUGCAAAUAUAUAUAUACAUAUAUAUAAAUAUAUAUAAAUGUGUAUGUAUAACAAACUCUAGAAUUAAGCUAACGAGCUCUAGAAUUAAACUAAUUGUAAGAAUAAAGCUCAUAAUUACAAAGUUAUGGGUUCGCUGUACGCUGGAGUCUCGCUGUGGGACCUCGCGCAAUUAAUGUAUUCGUCAAGGGAUAAUUAAUGCAUUGUUAGAUAGACUAAUUAAUAUAUUGAUUAUUCGAAACAGAGAAUCCUUAUGUGUAAAGAACCGCGUCUCGUCUGCUACGGCUAGUUCGUGUAAAUGGAUUUUUAAACGUUUAGCUGAUGGAAACUGACUAUAUUGUGCAGGAUAGUACUUAUGGAAAUACUUACGUUAAGCAAUGCAAAACUAAUUUCGGGCCGACGUGUCCCGCGCGAUGGCCAAGCGAUUUGCGAGCGUUUCUCGUAUGCCUGUGUGUGCGCGCGUGUGUAUGUGUGUGUGUGUGUGUGUGUGCGCGUGCGCGGUUGUGUGAGUGUGUGGGAUUAUUAAUGUGUAAGUAAUUUCAUUAUGGCGGUGACGAUCAUUAUUGGAUCGAUGUAAUUAGCGUUCGCGAGAGGAAAUAUACGCCUACAGAGAGGUACAUGCGACAAAUGUAAAUGCGUAUAUAUGCAUUACUACAUAUGUACAUCUAUAUGUACGCAUACAGACCUCGAGGAGCUCGUUGUAAAUUGUGUCGAGUGGCGAAUGCACGCGUUACACCGCGUACGUUGUAUAUAGGACGUCGUGAAGAUUACGAUUAAUCACUAUUGCGCGCGGUUCGUUGGUAAAGAAAAAUGUAAAGGAGGAAGACGAAGGGAGAGAAAGGAAUUGUUAUAUCGGUAAUGAAAACCAAUAGUGCUAUUACACUAAUCGCCACCGCUGCUCUGCUAUUGCUAAUUAUUACCACCUAUCACGAUUACAAUAUUAAUGUAGUACAAUUUACGUCAACGCACGUUACUUACGUUUUGUUUUACUAUCGUGUGGGAGGAAAGAGAAGAAGAACUUGUGCGUACGUUUUCGUGGUCUCAAUCAAACGCGACUGUGGCAUAUAUAUAUAUAUAUACGGCCAUGCGAAAGUCGCGUGUCACACACGCGUGCACGCGCGCCGCGACGAAAAUCCCGCGCAGAGAACGAAAGAAAGAGAGAGAGAGAGAGAGAGAGAGAGAGAGAGAGAGAGAGAGAGAGAGAGUGUUACACUAUAUUAUUAGAUUAUAUAAAUAGUCGCGACACCCGCGCGCGCGUGCUCGCGUGACAUUUUGCACGCGCACGUUCCGUAUGUAUAUGUAGUCGGAACGGACCUUACGUGUGCGUUGGACGUACAGUGUGCGACGCGCGUGCACGCGCUCACACGCAGAGAAAUACUGUGGCGACCCAGAGGAUAUGUAUUCAUCAUUGAAUAUCGAUAUUACUAAAUAUUGUUAACGCUAGGUAUCGGUAUUCUUAUGCUGACAAUUAGGCGCGAAUUGAAUCGGUAAUCUUAGAGAGACUCUUACUCCGAAAGCUUUUAUUUCCCCGAGGUAUAAGACGGACACUCGCUGCGAGGAGAAUUGAAACGACCGUACAAGGGCGUUUUCUUAAUACCAUUUCUUAAACUUAUACCGUUAUAUUAGAUCGUGGGGCGGCGGUUGUGAAACGACGUCUUUUUUAUACUUGGAAUGCGUGUCUGUAUAAAGCGCUAUGUGCAGCGAGACACAGAUUUUUGACAUUUUUGGAGUAAAACUUUUUCUAAAAUUUCACGAUUCGAUCAAGAGAUCAAUGAAGAAAUCGAGACUUCUCGGACACCACAUCGGGACCUAAGAAAUGCGGCGAGCUCGAUCGCCCAUCAGAGAGAGAGAGAGAGAGAGAGAGAGAGAGAGAGAGAGAGAGAGAGAGAGAGAGAAAGAGAGAAUUUUCUUUUCAUUUAGGAUUAAGAGAAUUUGCAAAGUCUUACCAAAAGAUAUAAGACAUAGUAUAGAAGGUGUAAACGAGAAGUAAGAAGAUAUGUAUAGUAGAUUUUUCAGUAGACAGUCGUGGAGCUACUUAAUUGUUUUCGAUGAGAACGUCUCCAGAGAUUCACCGGUCGGAGGACUUGAUGAAAGAGACGCUACAGCGUUAUCUUUUAGAAGAUUACGCUUUCCUGGAUGUAUUUUCAAAUAGAUAUUUUUUUAUCAGACCCCAAAUGUGGUGUUCUAGCGUCAAGUGAGAACCUAGCACCGAUAAGUGGAGCGUUCAAGCGCGAAUCGUUACGGCUGCUAAUUAAUUGAUGUUACGAGUGCUGUUCGCGCGCAAUAAUCGCGUGAUCGAGUGAAUUAUUUAUCGUAAGGUUCGCCCGUUCGCGCGACGUCGUCGGUCUUCUUCGAUUCUUGUUGUAACGCGACACAUGUUGCCGCUAAUGCCGCACUAUUCUCUCCGCGUGCGAGCGCGAGAAGGAAGGACGCGCACGCUCUACUCCGUGCAUAUGUUAAACAUAUGACAUAUGAUAUGGUACAAAAAAGGACAAAUGUAUUAGGUGACGUUUAUCGAAAAUUGAAGAGGAAAUUAUGAAUUUUUAUUACUGAAAAAAUUA